AUGCCAUCAUCUUCAGAUACUGGAGUAUCGGACACUUUGGAUCCUAUAGCGAUCGUGUCGGACGAUGAGAUUCUGUCAGAGAGUGAGCCGUCUGCUCUUCCUGAUUUUCGGGAUGAUAUUCCUAUUGCUGAUGGUCCUUUCGGUGGGGACCUACCUCUUCUUCAGGUCCCUGCUCCUCUACCGCUCGCCGCAGUUCCUCUCGAGGAUCUGCCACAUGAUGAGUUCGCUGAUGAUGACAUCGAUUUGUUCCUAGAGGGUCCCCCGGAGGGUGACCAGGAUGGUGUGGCCCUCAUGGAUGUCGAUGUCCCUCUUGCUGAUGAUCCCGUUGUCGACCCUGUUGUUCCCUUGGCUGAGAUUCCUGCUGAUGUGCACAUUGUUGAUCCUGUUGUUCCAGUAGAGGCUCCCAUUGAGGAGGCUCCUUUUGAUCUGUUUGGUCCUUACUCCUUCGAGUCUGUAGCGUCCGCUUCACUGCACGCCCAGGUCGUACAGCUCUAUUCCUCUGACUCCGACUCAGACAUGGCAAUGUCUGUUGCGCCCCUCGUUCCCCACGACGUUGACCCAGAGCCAGAGGUCGAGUUUUUGCCUGAUGAGCCUACUCCAGUUGGUCCGGAGCCGGUCGUUGCUCAUGAUCCCAUUGACGCCCCAGCUGUUGCACAUUUUCCAGACCCUUUACCUGAGCCUGGUCAUGUCGAUAUACCAGACAUAGCACCACCCGUCAUUGUUGCGCCCGUCGAUUUGCCACCGGUUUCUGAUGUUCCCGUUAUUGAUGCACCCAUUAUCGCACCGGUAGUACCUGUUUCAGCCCCUGUGCAUGCUGACCAUGCACCGUUUGCCGCUCACAUUGAUCCUCGUUAUGCUGACACCCGUAACGGGUGGAUCGAGGAUGAUGAUGACUACCCACCAUUUGUGCUACCCGUCACUCCUCCUGUAGCACCUAUUUCCGCACCUAUUGAGAUUCCAUUAUUCCACCCACACACCUCUGACGUCCAUCGCACAGAUCUUCCCAUCACAUUCCUCCAGGACAUACCGCCACCUCGUCCUGGGGAGGGUUCAUCGAGGAAGCCGCCUGUUUUUGUUCCACCUGUAUCGUCAUCUGUUCCGUUCAUGUCCCAGAUCCCUCACACUGCACCAUCUUUCAUACCUUCGGGUGAGCCGUUUCUGUGGGCUUCGCGCAAUGUUAUGCCGUUAUCAGACCCGUACCACCCUUAUCAUGUGGGGUACACGACAGAGGACAUACUCAUCUCUCUACAGCUACAGCAGGACGCACUGAGUCGUCGCAUUCAGGAGUUAGAGAGGACACCACGUCCUCCAUGUUACUGUCAGACUCCUUUUACCGCACCACACACUCCCCUUCCGCUUCCCCCUGAUUCGGAUGUUCGUUUCCUUACAUCUGAGCAGCAGAUUGCCUAUUUGCUGCGCGUCAUUCAUGCCCUAGAGGAGGAUUGGGUGCACAUGCGCCGGUUGCUUUUCUCUCAUCUUCCUCCUCCUCCUCCGCUAUCAGCAUAG
Messenger RNA from Helianthus annuus (common sunflower), 1506 nucleotides. Its product is annotated as proline-rich protein 36-like. Bases 1 to 1506 code for a protein of 501 amino acids. The transcript is spliced from 2 exons. The record is from RefSeq and is a predicted model, not a curated record. Lineage: Eukaryota; Viridiplantae; Streptophyta; Magnoliopsida; Asterales; Asteraceae.